UUUUUUCUUCUUCGCCUCUCCGCGUGUAACUUUCACUUUAAGAUUAACAAUAAACGUGCAUCGAAUAUGUAUUUGCCCCCAAACUGUUUGUGGGAUUAUGUAUGAUGAGACUAAAAGAAGGAAGCGUGCAUUCGGUGUCGUGUGUCACGGUGUUUUAGUACCUGUCUCAGAACAAUGUGACGUCUUUCAAAGCAGUAUUUUGGCUCCACUUAAAAAUGCGUAUUUGUACGAGGAGUCAAAACAAUCUUUCAGGUACAAGUCUGCUGUCUUGGUACAAAAUCCAGCACUUGAAGAAAAGUAUAAUGCUUUCCGAGAAAAGAGAAGAGAAGUAGGUUAUUCAGAGGAGGACCUGAAGGAAUCUUAUGGGUUUUUGCUGUUUGAAGAUACCAACCAGGCGAAUGCACUAAGUGAAAUUGGUGUGCUCCCUGGAAACAGCACAUGUACAACUCUUGGAGAUCCUUCGAAAGGUGUUUACAUAUCAAUGUACUCUGACUGUCUGGAUCUUAACCGCUGGUAUCAUGGGAAGUCUGGAUACGUUGCCAUCAUCAGGCUGACAAAGGGUAGAGUUAAAAGGGUUUUAGAGAACUACACCCAGAACUUCACUGCGCCCACUGUGGGGUUUGACUGUCAUGUGUCCGAACAGUUGCCCUCAGUAUCUUCCAAAACUAGCUCUUUUCUUGCCUUUGAGAGAACUCAGUAUUACAUGUAUGAGCUGCUAGAUGAUGGAAGAAAUGUGACGACUCAAUCUCCCAGCGCUGCCUGUCCUAUUGCCAUUGUGUCAUUUUCAUAUACGGAUACCAAAGCAACACUCGAAGCAUCACAGGAGAAAAGUGAGGAGAAAAAAAUCGUUUGUCAAUACUUUCCGUGGAGGGGUCAGCUUCAAAUAGGCCCGCAGGUCUAUGAGGUUGGGCUGCGAUCUACAGCAGGGGCCUUGAUUCCUGCCGUACUGCCACCCAUUGUUGAAAUACGCAGAGUCAUUUCCAUGUUGAAUCUGCGACAGCUGCUGCCAAGGGCGGUCUUUGAAACCUGCUUUUAUGGAGAAGUCUUUCUGGAUGGCUUAUACUUCAGUCUGUGUGAGUUGGUGUCUUCUGAGGUUGAGGAAACCCACUCUCUCUCUUUACUUCUGCGGGAGAUCAAGGAGAAAGAUCUUGCUCUCACUAUUCAGCUGAAUGAUGGUGGUUUUCUCAUCCUGUUGCACUCCUCCCAUUUCCUCAAAUAUGAUGAUACUGGGUCCAGUGCUACUGAUGUCCUGCAGGGCAUGUUUGUGUUUCCAAACUCACAAGUCAUACAGAGAGACACUAAAUUUCGAGAGAGAAAGUUUGCCAUGUCAUCUGAAAUCCGGCAGGUUCUACCAGUGCUAAGUUAUGCAGAGGCCGAAGUUGAGAAAACACCUUUUGACCCAAGUGAAGAAUUCUGUGAAGUCUUGGCGCAGCAUAUGCAGACUUACGCAGCACUGAUCAAUCCUGGGUUGGCAUCAAGUCCCACAAGAGAAGUCAGCAUCUUUCCUGAUCAGUAUGAUGUGCCGGAUGCUCACAAGCACCUCUACUCAUCUCCGGAGUGGACUAACAAGGCAUGGCAGAGCUUCAGGUCAUACCUGAACAAACCAGACUCUUUUCAACUGCCAGUGUCCAAGGCUUCAGAAAUCCUGGCAGCUGGACAAGAGGAGAGAAUGGAAGACCUUGAUGAUGAUGUCUACAUCUGUCUCUCAUCUCCUGAGGAGCAACCAGACAAAUCUGUUAGCAUGGAGUCAGAAGACCAGUUGACAGUCCAGAUAUCUCCUGUAAACAGUGAAACACCUGUGGACAGUUGUAUAACAAACACAGAAUCACAAGUUGACUUCAUAACUGUGCCACAAAAUGUUGUACCAGAUGAUGUGCAAGUUGGAGAUACAAGCAAAGACACUGCCAAAUCUGAGCUGAGCGUGCUAAAUAAAACUGAUGACAUGGGGGCAAAAAAUCUCCUGACUCCUUCUACAUCAGAUGACCUUCCUGCAGAGCUGAUUGUCAGCAUUACUUCAGCAGAGCAAACUAUCACUAAUGAGGGUUUAAGUAUGAUUAGUACUGUGUCUGCCACAAAGCAAAAUUACUUUCAGCUUUCUGUUUUUUCAACAGCCAAAUUACAAACAGAAGAAGUGAACUGUCGGAAGGAGGUGAAUGUUGCACCCAAAAAGUUUUUGGAUUGUCCCGGGUUCACAAAAAACAAACGGAGGGGACGCAGGGGACAUUACAAAAGUCGGAAGAAGGUAUCUAAAGCUUGCGUUGAAACUCCCAGUUUACAAAUACCAGUGGAGGAUGACAACUUGAAGAGUCGGAAGGAAUUCCGGGCAAAGGGAUCAUCAGGCCACCCUAAGUUCAGUCCUCCUUCCAAUGUUGAUCGAAGGAAAGUACAAAUGCGAAUGUGCAAAUUUAGACAACUAUCAAUAAAUGAAAAGGUAAACUCGGCUUCUAUUGGAUUAGCAGUACCAGAUGAGAAAAAAACAGACCCUGGACAGCAGAGCUUGGAAAGCACAAUUUCUAUGGACAUUGAAGCUUAUCCUCUGAGGAAGAAAACGGAGCGCUGGGACUUAAAGCCGGUCAUCAGCGAAUGUGGAAGAAUUUUGGUUCCUCAUGGCUCUGUAGAUUUUGCUGAUCAGAUUAAGUUUUUAAAGGAUAAACUUCAAUCUACAAAAGAUGAACAGUGUCUUGAAAAAAUGUUGAUUGAUACCUUUGUGAAUGACUCGGAUGAAAUAGUGCAAGAGUCCGAUCCUACUCAGGAGACAGCAGUGGGCAAAACAGAGGCCACAACAUCCAAGGAUGGAGGGAACCAUCUUCAACGUGUUGUCAACAAUGUUAUUCCUGGACACAGCAUUUUAGUACCGUCAGAUGAUGGCAAGGGUUCAUUGAUUUUGAAUUCAGAGAGUAGUGAGCAUUUUUCAAGGACUGAUGGCACAGCAACUCCUCCCUCGGAAGCAGUUAAAGAAAAACACACUGAUACCCUCUCCCCGGGAAAGAUUGCAAAAAAGGGUGAAUUUCUGUUGAGUAAAUUAAAAUCAGUUCUUCUACGAGGAAAGAGAAAAACUGAUCUCCUCGUCUCAGAGGAAACGACUGCAGAUACUGCCCAAGACACUGAACCCUGUCUCAAGAAGGGCAAAGUUGACUUACAAGCUAGGAACCUGAAGAGUAAUUAUACAAUUACAAGUGUCCAGGAUACCAAUGUGUGUGUCAAGGAAGUUUCAAAGAUGCUUUCAGUUGACCCUAUUUUUGCAUAUGCAUUAGGACUGACCCCUAGAGAGACAGUAGAUAAGAUACCGAAAACCGACGGUCGAGAUAUUCAACAAGAGCAAACUGUUUUAGACAAACAACUUCAAAUCAUACACAGGCCUCCACCAAUCUUUCCGCGAAGGGGAAGGAUUAAAACGCUCAAAAAGCAUCAAGGCAUCUCUACGGAAUAUGUUAAACAGAAAUGGUGGUUGCAUUUUCAAACCCCAACUUGUAUUGCCAGUGAAAAACACAAAUUCAAAGAGUGUACUAGGGCUAAUUCUGUCAGGAAGACUGUUAAGAAAAAAAUUAACAGUGCUUGCUCAUCUACAGAUGCUUUGAGCUUACUUGCUGACUUGGCACUCAGUGCCAAUAAUGACCAGGUUCCACCACAACCAGACCCAGCACUUGAAAGAAAAACUGAGACAAGUUUGAAGAAGUGUGACCUUUCGAAAGAUCAUACCAGUGCUGAGCAAGAGUCAGUUCUUCAUUCUCUGCUUAGACAGCCUGCUGCUAGACCCAUGCGGCCUCUUGAGUCUACUUCACCAAACCAUCUUGUGGAAGUCAGUGAAUGGGUUGGUUUGGUAUCUAAAGAACAUGCUUACUCAUUGCCCCCGUCUUCCUCUCUACUGUUGGGUUUGCCAGGUACACCUUUCCAGGUAUCCCCUUUAAGUGGUUCUACUAGACUGCUGCGCCAUCACCAUACAAUGUAUGGCAAUGAAAUUAAAACUCUACCUCCUUCUGUCGGAAAGGAAGACAGUAGUGAACAAAACCACAGAACUCCAGAAUACCUGAAAAAACACUUGGUGCGCAGAAGAAAGUUCAGACACUCCCGCACCUUUGUUAACAAGGAUGGAUCUAUCCAAGUCACAAAGCAAUGGAAAGAAAACUAUGACUUUGAUCUGGACAGCAAGUUUUCAAAUGACUCUAAGGAUAGAACUAUCGUCCGAGCUUUACAUGGCCCUUGGGAUUUCUCCAUGCAAGACACCAGUGAAGAGGUGCGGCUCAUCGUCCACAUGUGGAUAGGUCUGUUCUACAGCCGGUCAACAUCCAGGUUCUUUAAUCUUGACUCAUCCCCAUUUUCAGAAGAGAGUGAUUCUUUGUCCAUUGAAAUGGCAUCGGCUCAAGCUCCGUUUGAGCUCAAGGCCAAUUCAUUUGCACCUUUCCCGAGUAUUACAGACACUUCGAUUUCAAAGAUUUUGGACUUCAGCAAAAAAGAAGACUCUAUGUUGGACCAAGGAUCGGGGAUUUUGGAUUUGUCACUAAGAAACACCAAUGCAGAGAUUGUCAGUCCAGAUCCACAAGCAAAAAGAAAAGAGACUUUUGCGUCCAUUGAUCGGAAAGAAGCAAGUGAAAUAUUAAACGCACUCAAGUCAUCUGUGGGACCACAGGAGGCAAAUGCAAUACAGCAUACAAGGCAUUACCACAAGGCAAGCCCCCUGGAUGACAUCAGCCAAGGAGAGUCAAGCUUCUAUCCAGGACCUGAGAGAUGUGCCCAACUAUGUAUAGUUGGUGCUAUUCUGCCUCAACCCCUUCCACCAAAGCAUUCCAAAAAGAUGGUACACUCCACAGAGAUCAUAAAUGAGGUGAAUGAUGUCAGAAGGGCCUAUGAAAAUAAGAGGACUUGUACCCCAUUGGAAAAAGCUGGGAGUCUGGAGCACACCGAUGUAUCAUCUUGUAAAGGGGAUGAAACGAUUAUUUCUGUACAAGAAGAAAUGGAAAAGGUGUCCGUUCAGCCAGAAAAUAAUGAAACAGCGUCAGGAAUUAGCUAUGUGUUACAUGGAUACAACAAUAAGAAGACGGAUAUGAAAGAUGGGAUAGAAAAUUCAGAAGCGACAGAGAUGAGUUUAGUACAAAAACAUGAAAAGGAUUCAGCCAAAUCUGUAACAGACGAAGAGGUAGACUCCAACAGAGAAGCAGGUGAUGUGCUUCAUACAGUUGAGCAUGAUGAAACUGAAUCCAAAGAUGGGGAAAACUUGGAAGUGAAAGAAAAAGAUGGGCGUCUGGAGCAUACCGAUGUACCAUCUUGUAAAGAGGAUGAAACGAUCAUUUCUGUACGAGAAGAAAUGGAAAAGGUGUCCGUUCAGCAAGAAAAUAAUCAAAUGGCUUCAGGAAUUAGCCAUGUGUUACAUGGAUACAACAAUAAGAAGACGGAUAUGAAAGAUGGGAUCGAAAAUUCAGAAGCUACAGAGAUGAGUUUAGUACAAACAAAUGAAAAGGAUUCAUCCAAAUCUGUAACAGACGAAGAGGUAGACUCCAACAGAGAAGUAGGUGAUGUGCUUCAUACAGUUGAGCAUGCUGAAACUGAAUCCAAAGAUGGGGAAAACUGGGACGUGAAAGAAAAAGCUGGGAGUCUGGAGCACACCGAUGUACCAUCUUGUAAAGGGGAUGAAACAAUCAUUUGUGUACGAGAAGAAAUGGAAAAGGUGUCCGUUCAGCAAGAAAAUAAUCAAACGGCUUCAGGAAUUAGCCAUGUGUUACAUGGAUACAACAAUAAGAAGAUGGAUACGAAAGAUGGGAUAGAAAAUUCAGAAGCGACAGAGAUGAGUUUAGUACAAAAACAUGAAAAGGAUUCAUCCAAAUCUGUAACAGACGAAGAGGUAGACUCCAACAGAGAAGUAGGUGAUGUGCUUCAUACAGUUGAGCAUGCUGAAACUGAAUCCAAAGAUGGGGAAAACUGGGACGUGAAAGAAAAAGCUGGGAGUCUGGAGCACACCGAUGUACCAUCUUGUAAAGGGGAUGAAACAAUCAUUUGUGUACGAGAAGAAAUGGAAAAGGUGUCCGUUCAGCAAGAAAAUAAUCAAACGGCUUCAGGAAUUAGCCAUGUGUUACAUGGAUACAACAAUAAGAAGAUGGAUACGAAAGAUGGGAUAGAAAAUUCAGAAGCGACAGAGAUUAGUUUAGUACAAAAACAUGAAAAGCAUUCAUCCAAAUCUGUAACAGACAAAGAGGUAGACUCCAACAGAGAAACAGUUGAUGUGCUUCAUACAGUUGAGCAUGAUGAAACUGAAUCCAAAGAUGGGGAAAACUGGGAAGUGAAACAAAAGCCAUAUCAAGAAGGCAAUGUAAAACAGUCUCCAGAAGUGAUUCAUGCAAAUGAGGAUCCAACAAACGAAGAAUUGGGUGUUGUGUGCAAUGGAAAUGUUUUGGAAAAUGAGAAUCAGUUACCUACAGAGGAGCUGAAAGCAGUUUCACCAGACAAGACUGAAAAUGUAAAUGACGAUGUGGAAGUGAUGAAAGCUGAAGAUCACAUUGGAAAAGAAGAUCGACUUUGUGAGAAAGACAGUUGUGUUUCACCUGUGCAAACUGACAGGGAUUUGAGUGAACAACCAGUACCUAUGAUGUUUGAUGGCCCAGACUCGGUAAAGAUGGAUUGCAUCACGGAAAGUAAUCCAGAACCACCAUUGGAUGAGCAACCACCUCAAGCUGACAACAAAGAAGGUGCUUGCAAUGCUUUGCAGUUAAGAAACCUGUGUGCAAACGGUAGUGCAAAUGACCAUGCCAUUUCAGAAAAAUGUACUCAUGCUCCAUCAAAAAUGAAUCCUUUUUCGGAAGAACCUGCAGUUGAGAAUCGUUUAGAAAAGGAUAUUUAUUUAGCAGAUAAGGUACAUUAUCAGAAGCUAGAAUUACCCAUGUCUGAUGACAACAAGUGCAAAGAUGGGCCUAUUCCCCAGACAAAUGACAAAGUAAUGCCAAACUUCAAUUGGAGUGGUGAUGAUGAUGAAGAUCUGGAUACCAAAUCAAUUAAAGGAGAGCAAGAAGCUGAUAACACAACUGAAAAAAAUGUAUUUCAUCAUCAGGCUCAUUCCCCUCAGUGUGAAGCUGAAGAGGAACUGACUAAAGAAACAGAUCUCAAACAGAUCGAUAAAACAAAUGAGGCAUUGGAAAAGAUCCAUAGUAUGGUUGUAAUUCCCUUUAUUGGAAUAGACACCUCUGGGGAGGAUACAGUACAACCACACGAUUCACACUCACAAAGUAAGGUUGAAGAAGUUGUUCAAGACCAGGAUGAAAUACCAUUCAUCAGUGAAACUACCUCCCAUGAAACUGACCUACCUACAGGAGUAUGCAGUGAAUCUAAAAUGGACGCUCAGAAGGCAGAACUGUCUGUUGGCAAAAUAUUACUAUCAGUUAUUGAUGUUAGUAAUACGAACCAUCCGGGAACUGAGUCUGACGACCAGUGCGCCACCCCUACUAUGGAUGAAAAACCAUAUGUGUACUUAACUUGCUCUGCUUCUCCUCUGACUCAGAAACGUCUUAGCAGAGGCUCAACAUCCAUGAAGGAUGAGAUGUCUCACAGGUCUACAGUUAACUGUGACGCUAACCCUCAUCACAAUCUUCAUCCUGAUCUUGAACUAAGAACUCUAAGAGUUCUACAAAGUAUAGACAAGUUCCUCUCCAAAUCAAGCCACAGUGACACAUCCAGCCAGAUAGAAACCGCUGAUAUGAAACGCACUCUUGAUGAAACCGCUAAACCCAGAAGCAAGAACAUCACAUCUUGCUUUUCCCCAAGCCAUACCUCAUUUAACUCUAAUGACAAGAUAAUGAGCAAUACAGCACCAGCUGUGGUGUCGGCCUCUACUUCACAAGAAAUUAACACAGAAUCCGCAGAUCCCUUUCCUCUAUCCCCGUUCAAAAGUAAAUUAGAGGAAGUACUUGGUGUUAAGUUGCUGCUACUGAAAACUGAAUCAUCAGUUCAAGACUACUUUGAAAGAACAGAUACGAUACAGGAAACCUCCCCAGGGCAAGAAUAUGGUCAACCCUACAUAUCUGGUCCUUCUACUGAGAGUAUGCAAGCUAUCAACCUAAAUGUUGACCAAGAUAUACAUACAACUACAUCACAGAAACAUUUAAAUCAACAACCACGUUCAUACAGUCAGCGUCCUGUCAUGGCAGUGAAACCAUGUCAGAGUGAUGAAAAUCAAGGCAUCUCUAUAGACAGACAAAUUGAAAACGCUGUAAUGUCACAUUUCUCCAAAGAUAAGCAGACUGAAACCCCUAAAGUCACAUACACCAUACCCACUACCAUGCUCUUGGUGAAAAACACAGAAAGUCCCAAGAGAACUUCUGAAGGAGUAAAUGAGGUCAAGCAAGAGGCCAGUGAGCUUUCUACAAAGAGCAGUUGGUUAUCAAAUGUUAGUGACAGUAAGUCACAAGACAUUUCAAAACUUAACAAAAUACCCUCAUCUCUACCUGGGCAGUCUUUUAAAUCGGCAAACGGUUCCUAUAAAUUCAAUGAUGGAAACCAAGGUUCAGUUGAGAAAGUUGGGCAAACAAUUAAAAAGAGCAUUCAGAUGAUUCAGAAAGACUGCUCUGAUGCAUCAACUUCACAUGCAGAUAAACAUGAUGGUGCCAUAAUAGAUGACAGUCUUUUCCUGGGACCUCAAAGCUCACUCAUUUGUACGGUCUAUAACACCACCCGGAAGAGAUCUCAUUCUUUUCUGGAGCAGGUUUCUCAGAGGUGCAUACAAGAUGACCUCACCGAGGCGUCGAUGGAGCAGGAGUGCCUUAUCUUCUCAGAAAAAAUGAAACAUCUUCUGAAAAGGAGUAAAAGGGGACCACUCAGUCAACUAGACAUGCAUGACAAACUGAAUUUGUCUUGCGCCAGUCCUGUAACUGUGCACUUUUGCAGUUUAGAGGAGCAGGAGGAUUCAGUGGAUCAAUUAAACACACAUUUGAACACACGGUCACUUGUUGGACAGAAAAUCAAGGUGCACAUGCCUGAGAGGAAAGACCUGACUGAGAAAGAAAAGACUUUGCGUCUUCAAAACAUUUCUCCAGGAACAGGGAACCCAAUGGAACAUGCUGGAGUUUCUGGUGUGACUUCAGAGUGUGCCAGUAUGUACAGGGCAAUGAUGACUGAUGUUUGUGCUGUCAAAAAGGUACCAUCUAGACCUCAGCACUUCAGAAUGGAUAGAGGUUACCCAAAGACUGAACCUGGUAACCAUUUUGACUUCUAUGAUCAAAUGAAGAAAGAGCUGGACAAAAGUUUUCGCAGUAACCUGAAUUCAGUUGUGAAGAAGUCCUGUAAAACAAAGUACAGAUUCUACAUAUUAGUGACGUCAGAUGAUGCCUUCUUUGAGGAAACCAAGGCACAGUUGGAGGCUGAGGGCCACACUGCUGUACAGCCAUUCCAGUUCUUCCUUGCUGAGGAAAGUUCUUCAUCUCUACUCAUCAUCCUCAGGAAUGAAGACAUUGCAGAGCACAUUUGUGAGGUCCCACAUUUGCUCAAGCUGAAGACAUCACCAGGUGUGCAGUUUGCUGGAAUUGACGAACCGGAUGAUGUUGUGAACCUCACCCACCAGGAGCUCUUCACGAGGGGUGGCUUUAUAAUGUUCGACAGGGCAGCACUGGAGCCCCUCAGCCUUUGCACCAUGAAAAAAAUGUCAGAAAUCUUGCAAGAGUUCAGCGGAACGGGGAAGUGGAAGUGGAUGAUGCACUACGGAGACAGCCGUCGGCUGAAAGAAAAUGCGAGGUUAAGUGUAGAGGCGAAGGAGAAGAAGCACUUCCUCAACUUUUGCCUUGAAGCUGGACUAUUGGAGGUCUUGCCUUAUCAUGAGUGUGACCUCAUGUCAAGAGAUCUGCCCGACUAUCUCACGUGUUUGGUCCGUUUGCAGGUCCAGAAUAUAUCGGCCCGUUACCCUGUUUUUAUAACCGAUGCAACAACAGACAGCGCAUUUGGAAAGAAUGGAAUUUUAACGAUGACUUUACAAUCUUUCCUGACGUAUUCUCCAAGCGAAACAUUUACCGUCUGACCUCCACAAAGUCAGAUAACACUCAAGCUUUGCAAAAACGCAACAAUGAAAAACUCACUGGAUGUGAGAAGAAACCUUAAACCUGCCAUUGUAUGGUGAUUUCAAACAUACUACAUUGUAUGUAGCAAUAAUUCUUGACUUGUUUUGUUUCAUGUGUCCACUAAGUUAUCAUUUAGUUCCUGGAUAGUGACACAAAUGCCAAUAUACAGGCAGGUGUACUGUAUAUAAUGUAUGCAUUUUGUAAUAUAUUUUGUAUUGUUUUUUUACAGUUCAUACUUGGUGUUCUUUACAAUCUUGAUUUCUUACAUUUGCAGCACAAUCAUUAUUACUGUUUGUUGUAGGUACAGUUUGACAGCAAAGCUAAAUCAGGCUGUUUUCAAAUGGUGUAUGUUUUAUAUAUUUUAGUAUAAUACUGUUAACUGUUUCAGGUUCCUGAUAGUGACCCUUAACUACAGAGUGUUGAUAAGGAGCAUCAUUACUAAGAAAUAAAUAUUUAUAUUUCACGACUCAAGCAAUUUGACUGAGAAUAAAGAUGUUUCUUUAAUUGUUUUGCUUUUAAGAAAUCCCCCAGGCUGAGUCUGACGAUGCAUAGACCACCCUAACUGAAAAAAGACAUAUGACAAUGUUAACAAUGGAAGGAUGAAAUGGCCUGCUCCUCAAAGAGCAAAUUAACUGUCUUUAAGAUGUGUGUGUAGGCAAAUUAAAACACUCAAACUUG
Messenger RNA from Cyclopterus lumpus (lumpfish), 10706 nucleotides. It is a transcript of the gene tasor2, whose product is annotated as transcription activation suppressor family member 2. The coding region runs from base 98 to 9988 and encodes 3296 amino acids. Gene Ontology annotation, biological process: negative regulation of gene expression, epigenetic. Gene Ontology annotation, cellular component: nucleoplasm. The record is from RefSeq and is a predicted model, not a curated record. NCBI's taxonomy places the organism in Eukaryota, Metazoa, Chordata, Actinopteri, Perciformes, Cyclopteridae. The transcript has 23 exons.